This is a messenger RNA of Diospyros lotus (date-plum), 1136 nucleotides long. Its product is annotated as probable calcium-binding protein CML36. The record is from RefSeq and is a predicted model, not a curated record. The transcript has a single exon. Gene Ontology annotation, molecular function: calcium ion binding. Bases 186 to 863 code for a protein of 225 amino acids. NCBI's taxonomy places the organism in Eukaryota, Viridiplantae, Streptophyta, Magnoliopsida, Ericales, Ebenaceae.
AUUGAAGGAACCUUCCUGGAAGCUACCCAUGGCUGCACUUCUCUGUUUCCAUUUAAUCCCAGCGUUUUCCUCCCUUCUUCCUCAUCAACAACGAUUUCCACUCUGGCUCUCUCUCUCCCCCCUCCCCCCUCUCUCUCCCUCCCUCCCUCUCUCGCUCUCUCUGAAUUUGGUUUUCAAUUCGAGCCAUGAAGCUGGCGAUCAAGAUCAAUCCUAAGCAAAUCUUCCGAUCCAAGAAGACCCGGUAUGCCUCACGGUCCGAUCCGUCUUCUUUCAGCUUAGGUUCGUUGUCGUCCGAUUCCUCAGAGUCGUCGUCGUCGUCGAGCCAACAGCACCACAAGUCCGAUCUGAGAAAUGGCACGCCGAAGAGCGUCUUGCCGUCGAGUUCGAUGCAGAUCUCUGGCGACUGGUCCGAAUUGAUGGCCGGCGAUGUCUAUUCGGAGUUGGUGCAGGCUUUCAAGAUGAUAGACAGAGAUGGCGACGGCAAGAUCACCACGAAGGAGCUGGAGGCGGUGCUGAACCGAGUUGGCACGCAGCCGCUGAGCGAGGAGGAGUUGGGGACGAUGCUUAGCGAGGUCGAUCGCGACGGCGACGGCUGCAUCAGCUUGGAGGAGUUCAGCGCUAUCGGCCCGGCCUUCGGGCCGCCGGCCUGUCCCUCCGAGCUGCGCAACGCCUUCGAUUUCUUCGACGCUGAUCACGACGGCAAGAUCAGCCCGGCGGAGCUGCACUCGGUGUUCGUGGCCUUGGGCGACGAGCGGUGCACUUUGGAGGACUGCCGGCGCAUGAUCAGCGGCGUUGACAAGAACGGCGACGGGUUCGUGUGCUUCGAGGACUUCGCUCGUAUGAUGGAGCUGCAGAGAAUAUGAUCUUGGGAUCACCAUCAUGAUCUUGUUCGUUCCUGAUGUUAAGGAAAACCAUAGUCCUCGCUUGUUGUCUGAUUUUUCUGUUUUUCUUUUUGGAUCUUCCUCUUUGGUGUUGUGUGCGUUCGGGAGGCGAAAUCGGCUUAGAAACGUCGGAUAUAAAAGAUCAAUCAAUUGGACGGCCUGGAUUGGUUGAUCUUCGUAACUUCCGGUGUCGUAUAUAUAUAUAUAUUAUAUAAAUGAAUGGAUGAAUCUCAAUCUCUUUGUCCUUCAAACCAA